AAUGCUAAUUUCAGAGAAAAAUGAGCACUAAAGCAAAGUCUAAGAGUAAGUCCAGAGAGAGAAAAGGACAUUGUUUUCUCUGUGGUAGAGAGAGUACUACAAGCUGUACAAGUUGCCAAAAGGUGCACUACUGUUCCAGAGAACACUAUAUUUACCAUCGGCAGCAAAACUAUUGUUUUCCCUUCAGAAUUGUAUGGCGUGCAGGGAAAGGAAAAUGUAUGAUCGCUUCAAGGGAUAUAUCAGCACUAGAACUUAUACUCUUCGAUACUGCAGUAGUGGUAGGACCCCGGAAUAAAGGAGGACCUGUGUGCCUGGAUUGUGGCAAAGAGACGAAUAACCCCUACUCCUGUGGAAUAUGCUCUUUUCCUCUUUGCGGAGAGCUUUGUCAGGUUGGAAAAGCCCAUCAAGAGGAAUGCAGAAUUCUUCAGAAAAUUUCUUCAAUCAAAGACAAGACCAGUGUAUACCAGUGGAUUACUCCGAUUAGAUUGUUGCUGAAAAUGGCCUCAAACCCCCGAAUAUACAGACAGAUACAGUUUUUAUUGGACAACAAUAGCACAACAGUUGAGGAGGAUGAAUCAGUGAAGAACACUAGUAAAGAUCUUCUUCAAAUAUUCCUAAGAACUGAUCAACUCAAACAAUUCUCUCUGGAAGAUUUUAUCUGGAUCAGAGGAAUUCUGGCAACAAAUUGUCUGAUGUUUGGUGAAGAGGAAAGCCGGGCUCUUUUUCCUCAUUUUAGUUUGAUGAACCACUCGUGUUGUGCGAAUGCAAAACAUACAAUCUACAUUAAUAAAAGGAAGAUAGCUGUACAGGCGCAAACAGAUAUCAAGGAGGGGGAUGAAAUUGUGAUAAACUAUGUAACGUUUAUUCAAGGGACUGCUCUCAGGAGAGAAAAAUUAAAGGGUGUUUGGAAAUAUAACAAGUUUACUGAAAACAACUAG
Eurytemora carolleeae is the source of this 938-nucleotide messenger RNA. Its product is annotated as protein msta. Gene Ontology annotation, molecular function: protein binding. The record is from RefSeq and is a predicted model, not a curated record. The coding region runs from base 21 to 938 and encodes 305 amino acids. Lineage: Eukaryota; Metazoa; Arthropoda; Copepoda; Calanoida; Temoridae. The transcript has 16 exons.